This is a messenger RNA of Spea bombifrons (plains spadefoot toad), 1594 nucleotides long. It is a transcript of the gene CTDSPL2, whose product is annotated as CTD small phosphatase like 2. The coding region runs from base 177 to 1586 and encodes 469 amino acids. Gene Ontology annotation, molecular function: phosphoprotein phosphatase activity. The transcript is spliced from 13 exons. NCBI's taxonomy places the organism in Eukaryota, Metazoa, Chordata, Amphibia, Anura, Pelobatidae. The record is from RefSeq and is a predicted model, not a curated record.
CCUGCGCUCCUUCGGUCGGCGGGAAAUGGCGCCCGGGAUUUAGCGACCGCGGCCCGGAUAUACCAAGGAAGCCGGACCCCUGGGGACGCAGAGGGCUUGGAUUCAACCUAAGGAGCUUAGGAUAAAGAACCCGGAAGCCGCCGGGGAAGUGCAGCUUUUAUGUGGCAUUCGUAAAGAUGAGGCUAAGGACGCGGAAGGGGUCUCCGCGCAGCAGUCACGGGGCCGCCGGACGCACUGCACGCAGCAAGAGGAAGCACUCGGAAGAGGAGGAGGAAGAGGAGAGCUCCCCUCUGGUACCAGAUAAGCUGUCCAAACCAGAAACCGGCUUGCUGUCCACCUUGAAAAAUUUCAUCAAAGGCAACACACCCAAGGAGGAUAGAGAGAACCCUCCAAAGAGAAGCAGGGUGGAGCGUGACCUUGAUAACAACCUCAUCACCUCAACUCCACGUACUGGUGACAAGCCAAGCAAGCCGAUUGCACGUGUCCGGAGGAAAAGCCAAGUCAAUGGGGAAGCCGGAGGUUACGAGGUGACAAGUCAGCACGUAAAACAGAAUGGGAAAUUGGAGGACCUAUCCAGCACAGCCAGCCCCCCAAGGACCACCUUGCUGGGGACCAUAUUCUCUCCUGUCUUCAACUUCUUUUCACCAGCAAAUAAAAAUGGCACGUCUGGGUCGGACUCCCCAGGACAAGCGGUGGAAGCAGAGGAGAUUGUGAAGCAGCUAGAUAUGGAGCAGGUGGAUGAGAUUAGCACCAGCACCACCACAUCAACUAACGGGGCUUCCUACCCCAGCCAAGGGGCACCUGUUCGUAAUACUGGCAGCAGCUGGCUGGAGGGGGCAGAGGAACCCCCUGAGAGAGACCUACCACCUCUUACAGCCCCAGUGUCCCCCGACAGUGGCUACUCGUCAGCACAUGCAGAGGCUGCUUAUGAGGAGGAUUGGGAAGUCUUUGAUCCAUACUACUUUAUCAAGCAUGUCCCACCCCUGACUGAAGAACAACUCAAUCGGAAGCCUGCCCUCCCUCUGAAAACCAGGAGCACCCCCGAGUUCUCUCUUGUCUUGGACCUGGAUGAAACGCUGGUGCAUUGCAGUCUCAACGAACUGGAAGAUGCAGCCCUCACGUUCCCCGUUUUAUUCCAGGAUGUCAUUUACCAGGUCUACGUGCGGUUAAGACCUUUUUUCCGUGAGUUCUUGGAGCGUAUGUCUCAGAUUUAUGAGAUAAUCCUCUUUACUGCAUCAAAGAAAGUCUAUGCAGACAAAUUAUUGAAUAUAUUGGAUCCCAAGAAGCGACUAGUCAGGCACAGGCUUUUCCGUGAGCACUGUGUAUGUGUCCAAGGGAACUAUAUUAAGGACCUUAACAUCCUCGGAAGGGAUCUCUCUAAAACAAUCAUCAUUGAUAACUCACCACAAGCCUUUGCAUACCAGCUUUCAAACGGGAUACCCAUUGAGAGCUGGUUCAUGGAUAAGAAUGACCAGGAGCUACUGAAGCUUGUCCCUUUCCUGGAAAAGCUUGUAGAACUGAAUGAAGAUGUCCGACCUCACAUCAGAGACAGAUUCCGCUUGCAUGACUGCUUGCCCCCAGACUAAAAAGGAAA